AUGACUAAUAAUAUGAGGUUCGUUCCGCUAUCAUCACGACCCUCGGAUGCUUCUACGGAUGAAACUUAUGAGGGAUGUUUCAGAGAAGACCCAUCUCAACGAGAGUUUAUUGUUGCCGGUGGUGACCAUGACUUCAACAAUGUCAACCCCAAACUUUGCAAAGCAUUAUGCAAGUCUAUGGAUUACCCUCACGCAGCCUUGCAACGAGGGUACAUGUGUUUAUGUGGAGAGACUAUUGGUAGUCACAGUAACGGGUCCCAGUUUGGGUGUUACUUAAGAUGUGCUGGAAGUCCAACUGAUUUCUGUGGAGGAAUGGACUUUAGUAGUGUGUACAGUACUUCAACAUCAGUCAAAAGUGUUGUUCUUGUGGAUCCAGGUUACAUUGUAGUCUUCAAGGAAGCAGUAAUAGAGAUGACACUAGAGGCUGGUUCAGACACUGCAGUCUAUAGCUUUGACUUUGGUGAUUCUACCGGUAUCGCAGACUGGACACCCGGACCUCAACCUCAUGUCUUCUCAGAUGUUGGGGUGUAUCUCGUCAAGGUGUGGGUCAAGAAUGAUGCAUCUGGAGAUCUAGAAGCAAGAAAAGAAGUCUACAUAGAAGCUCCUAUAUCAGAUCUGAGGACGGUAUGCAACUCUUUCAUUGAGGUUGACUUUCCAUUUGAAUGCGUAGGCCGUGUUGGACAAGGAAAUAACAUGGAUGUAACAUGGAACUUUAACGAUGGUUCAACUGAAGUGAAUAUGAAAGUUGCAGAUGCCCAGCGUUUCUCAGUAGGAUCACGAAUCCCAAGACGUCUUGACAACAUUGAACCUGCGUUAAACCUUCAAGGUGUGUAUCUAAUCCCAGCAUUGGAGUUCAUCCAGGAGGCUAAGCUAGAAGCAUGGGAGGUGUUUGCUGUCAAAGAAGGAAGAAUUAAACUACAGGUUUACAGACCGCUGUGCAAUGAGAAUGAGAAGUAUUGUCCAUACAACAGAACCUGUAUCAAUAAGUACUUCCCAUGUCCGCCUGUCACUGAAUCUCCAUGUAAGGAUAACUACACAGCGUUCUGCUUGGAGUCAGCGUCAUGCCAACCUUUUCAUACAACAUACUACUUGGCAGAAUCCAAUUCAACAUUCACCAUUGCACCAUGUGAGAAUCAGACACAAAAUGUAAAGAGUAAUAACGUAACCAUAAACGGAAACACAAAUGGGACCACAAAUGGAACCAUAAAUGGAACCAUUUAUUCCGAUGGUCAAAUCAAGAUGUGCAACUAUUCGGAACCAUUUGUGAGAAUGCCUCAACACUUCUUUGGGUCGUGUUCAUUGGAAAGUAAGCAAAGAACAAUGAGGAUUCCUUAUGGUGUCAUUGGGCAGACCAUAGUGUAUCUUCAAGAAGGUUAUAACAUCUUCACUGUCAAUGAAACGGAUCGCUUCACAGUCCAGCCUCAUGAUUGGGUGGGGUUCGGACCCUACCAGCAGAAGUUCCCUGACUAUUAUCGGCAAGCAGCCUACCCACUAGUUGGAGAGGUUGCACAUUUUUUAACUGAUAAUGAAACAGUGUUCUUUAAGGAGCAAGAUCUCCUUUCCCCAGAGCGAGAUGUAAGACGUGAAGAUGCGGACCGGAUGGAUAUCAGUUUUUACAUCAGAGCACAUGUCUCUAAACCAUCAAUGACUUGGGUAUCACAUAGUUACAGCAGCUCGGGGAUGUUUGAGAUUAACACCAAGUACAAUAACUUACUUGGGAAGGAGGUUGAAGCAUUACCUCAAUGGAUUGCAUCCCAGUAUAGAAUACUCACCAUACAAGGUCUUCAAUUCACUCGUAAUCUUGGUAUCUACUACGCAUGCAAUGAUGAAGCCUACCCAAUGUAUGUUGAGAUAACUCAAGGUACAUACGUAAGAUUCAUUUGGACCUUUCCUGACGGCUCGAUGAAUACGAGUCUUCCGUUCUUAACAAAUGAUAUCACGGAUGGACCUGAUGUGAAGACAACCGAUACCCAGAGUUAUCUCUUCUUAGUUAUUGGUAACUAUACAACUCAUGUCAAAGCUUAUAACAAUGUGAGCUCUGUAGACAUCAUCUUAUCAAUUAUCUCUAGGUAUAGAAUCACUGGACUCAAUGGUACGAUUGAGCUGUAUCCUGGAGAUAACACGACCAGUGAAUGGAAUACCAUUCUAUCAGGUUGUUGGUUUAAUUACAGUUCAUUCAUAAUGAGCGGUAACGUCGUUAAAUACCAGUGGGAUCAUGGUGACGGAUCAACAUCGGGAGAUUGGAGUUUUGACACGACUCAUGAUCAUUUCUACCUUGAUCCUGGCAUCUACACUGUACUCAUUAAAUCAGACAAUAUAGCAAGUACUUUAGAUCAUACCUUUGAUGUAACGACAGUGAAACCUAACUACGUCCAAUGCCAAGAAUACACAACUAGUGAGAUACAAACGCUGUUCUUCUGUGAGGUUACUUGGCAUACUGGAAAAGGUUUAAUCUUCAAUUGGGAUUUUGGUGAUGGAGCCUCAGCCACUAUUGAAAACACAGGUUAUAUCUGGCAUAAUUAUUCCACCUUCAAUACCUACGAUGUAGAGUGUACUAUUAGUAACUACCCAGCUGUAUCAGAUAUUCAAUCAAUUAUUGUCCAAGACCCAGUGGAGGGAGUCGUACUUCACAACAAGACUGACGUCCAAGCAACAGGAGAUACUGUACAGUACACUGUAACAUGGACUAGAGGUAAUGACGUCCAUUUUGAUUGGUAUUUCGGUGAUGAUGGUGAAGACACAACCUCAGCACCCUCAGUAGAAUAUAUCUACACUAGGAUCGGUUACUAUAACGUUACCGUUAAUGUAUCUAACAUGGUCUCAUGGAUGCUAUCCGAUCCUAUCAUAGUAGAGAUUCAAGAGAGAGUAACAGACGUCGAGGCAGUAGCUCAAGAUAAUCUCAUUUACACCCCAGUCUUGAUUACUGCAAUCAUCGCUACCGGGAACAAAGUUUGGUAUGACUACGUAUUCGGAGAUUCCUCAAACGUAACUCACCUCCUCAACUCGAGCUUCAUUCACACCUUCAUCCUCCCGGAAACAUACAUCGUCACAAUCCGAGCCUACAAUAACGUCAGUGAUGAAUCAGCUACAACCUCCAUCCAAAUCGAUGCUAGCAUCAGUAGUACAGAUCUGUUUCUCACCACUCCUCAUAUCAGAGCUAAUGUAUUAGAAGCAAGGUGUGUUGCUAAUAAUGGUAGUAACGUACUCAUGACGUUUGACUGGGGUGAUGGUACGGUAUCCAGCAAGUAUAAUGCAGCCUUCUUCGACAUUGGAUCUGACUACACUGAUUCCCAUACCUACCAAUCUGAAGGAACCUUCAACGUUACCUGCUUUGCUGAGAAUCCUUGGGCUAGUGGAUUCAUAUUCCGUCAAGUCAUUAUUCAAGAGGAAAUUGUAGCUCUACUAUUCCAACCCGAGGUCUGUGUUAAAGGUAAAAUCUUUGACUUUGUGGUGCCUCCGUUUGUUGGUGAUAGCCGAGAUGUUUUAUUAUUCUGGGAUUAUGAUGAUGGUAUGCAGUUUACUACAGACGCUUUUACUCAUCAGUAUGUAUACAGAGACGCAGGACAUUAUGAGGUGCGUGUACGUGCCCGGAAUCUUGUGAGUGAGUUCAGCAUAAUGCAGUUAUUUUAUGUCCAAGAGCAUGUAGUAGGUCUGAUGCUGCUAGCCGAUGUAUACCCCGUCAUCCCAUCACAACCCAUCCUCUUAGCUUGGGAGAUAACCUACGGCACUGAAGUCGUCUUUACCAUCGAUCUAGGAGAUGGCACAGAGCAGAUAUUUGAGCAGAAGGAUGUUGGUAAAGUGUGGUCUUUACAAUACAUCUACAGUGGUCCAGGGUCUUAUGAUAUCACAGUUACAGCGUCUAAUAAACUCAACUCAUUAACAGUUUCAACAAUUGCUCAUGUUGAGUACGCUAUAGAGGGACUCCGAGCGUAUAUCCGUGGCAAUAAAACAACCCACACCGAUCAAUCGGCAUUUAUCCUUAUCGAGAUUCAGCAAGGGACCAAUGUUGAGUAUACAUGUGAUUACCACGAUGGUUCCCAUCCAAUAGUCACCACUAAACUGUACUGCAAACACAUGUUCAUUGAUAUCGGUUACCAUCUUGUGACCGUCAUGGCAACUAACCAUCUUAGUAAUGCUCUCGUUCAAGCCAACGAUACCUACAAUGUCCUCCUACCUCCUACUCCUCAUCAGAUUAAAGGACUGGCUGUCGGAGCUCCCCAAGCCGCUAUUCAGGAUCAGAUGACCGUCUUUAGACUAAACCGUUUCCGUGGUAACCGUUUUAACUGCACUUGGGAUUUUGGAGAUAAUUCCACCAUUUUGAAACUUGAUCAGUAUUUUGUUUACAUUCCCAUCAAUCACACCUAUAGUCAGAUUGGUGAAUAUGUGAUACAACUGAACUGUACAAACUUCUUUCAUCCUGAAGUCUUCGCAAGCAAAGUUGUAAUCGUUCAGGUACCUGCUAGUGGUCUUAAUAUAACAAGUAGGAAGAUAGGCCAGUAUGGUUUGGAUCUUAUUGUGAAUAUAAGUCUCAUCAACGGCACUGAUGUUGAGUCAGUAUUAGAACUCAACAGUAGAAACUACACCUUUGUUAUGAAUGGAUCAUUUGGCCAAGCCAUUAUACCAGGAGGAUACAUCAAUGAAUCAGGCUGGCAGAAUGUGAGCAUUACAGCCAGGAAUCUCAUACCUCCUGUACUAACUCUACAUGAUCAGAUCUAUAUAGAAGCUGAAAUCUCAGGUAUUGAAGUCUGGGCUAAGACACCAUUUGUUGCUUUAGGAGAACCCGUCACAUUAUAUGUGUCAAUAGCCACUGGGACUAAUGUUCUCUUAGAAUGGCAUUUUGGAACUAAUUUUGUCAUCACAUCGACGCUGAAUGCAACAACAACAAAGAAGACAGACACCAAGCAGCAUCUGUAUCCAGCCUUGGGUCUUUAUGCUGCUUUUGUCGUUGCUAGUAAUGAAAUCGGCAUAAUGACGCAUACACCACUUCUCAUUGCUGUUGAGGAUAAAGUAUGGGGGUUUAGUUUGACCACCGAUACGCCGGUAAGAUACCCCGAUGGUAACAUUACAUUCAAUCUCUACUGGGAUACCCGGGUUCAAAAACUACCCACUAACGCCAGUAUUACAUUUGACUUUGGUGAAUGGUUAAACCCUCUCCUUACAAUAGAUCUAGGAAGUCUUGACAUCAUCAAUUGGAUUGAGUACAAUCUUACAAGAGGAAGCAACUGUGAUAGCCCAGAGGAGAGCAUCAACAACCCUUUGUGUAGCGCCAAUUUUACAGAUGCUUUUGUAGAUGGUCCGAUUGUUAAUUUCCUAACCCUCACCCAUACCUAUUCCCCUGGUAUGUACCCGGCUGUUGUAACGGUUCACAACCUUGUUAGCCAGCAAGUGUUUACAGUUAAAGUCCAAACUGAAGUUCCAAUCUUCAAUUGUUCCAUAACAUCUCACAAUGUUGACCGACCCGGAGUGAAAUAUGGCACACCUGGUGGAGGCCCAAAUCAAAACUACUUCCCAGUUGAGUAUCCUGUUCAUCUAAUGGCUCAUGUCACGGAAGGUACUGCUAUGAAGUAUAUAUGGCGAUUCGGUGAUGGUGUAGUCGAGUCAAGUUCAGAUGCACACAUUGCGCAUCUAUACACUGAUUCAACCACUUUCAGCAUACGUCUACUCACCAUGAACAUCUUUAACUUUGAGGAUUCGUCAGCCACUCUGAUUCUGCAGGAGAGUGUGAUUGGGUUGUUUGCCGCUCACUCUGGCCCUGUAGCACAAUUUGAGUUAAUCACAUUGAUUGUUUUUGCUGCUCAGCCUGGGACACAAGUAACUUACACAGUACAAGUUGGAAACUACAGCAAUGUGUUAACGACACCAGUCAUUGAUGAAGAUGCUGUUAAAUCGGCUUUAGCUCUAAUGAAUCCUAACAUCUUUCUUCCGUUUGAUCCGUACACUCAUGCAGUCACUAUGUAUAAUCUCACCUUUAAUGCAUCUGGAGACCAUGAGGUUGUGAUAACAGGUUCAAACUAUGCCUCGUCCCUCAGCGUUACGACUCUCCUUCCCAUUACUGAUGAUCCAUGUAGACUACCUCAUGUUGUAAUCCAUGGAGGGAGUAAGAAUAUUUCAAACCCUUGGCGAGUCAAAUGCAACCAGCUCAUCAUCCUGGUUUCAGAAGUCACAUUAGACUGCGCGUCCACCACGAGGGCGCUGUUCCAGUGGGAUGUAUACGUUGUCUCAUACUUUAAUGAUAAACCUCUUCCUGCUAACCAGCUAUUUGGAUACGGGUUAUCAGCUAGUGUCAAAGCAACCAAUGCUGAUUUGGUUAUACCACGACGUACUCUAGAUUACAACACUUACCUCCUACAGUUGACCGUCACUAUGGACAACGAUGCCAAAGUCCUGAAUAAGAAUCAGACCUUCAUAGAGGUCAUGCCCUCUGACCUUGUAAUUAGCAUAAUCGGAGGUAGUGCUGUGACCAUAAGCUGGAAUGAAAGUAUCUCAUUAGAUGCGUCCAAGUCCUUUGACCCUGAUGAGAUGACCUUGAAGGAUAGGCUAGCAUCUGGAAACCAAACUACUCCGCUCCAUAAGAAUGAUCCCAUAAUAUUCUCUUGGUACUGCAGACUUCAAGACGAGAUAUUCCAGUUUGAAGAAGGAUUUAUUGCUCCUAACCCAGACAAUCCCGGUUGUCUUGGUCAUGGUCCUGAUGUAACCAUAGCAACAGGGACUUCAUCUUAUAACAUCCCAUUGGAGAAUCUUACAAGGAGUAGUCAGUAUGUGUUUGGUGUUGUAGGUAGCAAGGAGGGACGAGAUGCUCAAUACUUCAUUCAGACUGUUAGAGUCAUCCACAGUGAGCCUCCAAAACUUCAAAUCAGAUGUAUCCGUAACUGUGGAUAUAAAAUAAAUCCUCAGAAACGAUUAGCCUUAGAAGUGGAAUGCGUUCAAUGCUGGAAUACUACUGAAGAGUUGGACUAUACAUGGAAUGUGACAAGUCUAGGAUCUGAUCAGAAUGGAUUUCAGCAGGAUGUAGAAACAGUCACUGGAAGCAGAGGUCCGUACUUCAUCUUGAGACCACCUUUCUUUCUCCUUCAUCAAGCCUCAAGAUUCUCAGCAGGAAUAACCGUCUAUAACCGUCAAUUACAGUCAUUUGGUUACUCAGAAUACCAGUAUGUGAUUGGAGAAGUACCUAAUAGAGGGAGCUGUAGCAUUACACCAGCUGAAGGUGUAGCUCUUGGUACACAGUUUGUCAUCACAUGUACAGGUUUUCACUCCAAUGAGUUACCUCUUCAUCAUGAGUUUCUAUACAGUACUGGAAAUGAAGAUGUAACUAAAGUGACUGGAGCUGAGACUACACCUGAUGAGAUGUUUACAUUACUAUACUACAGCCCAGAGGGUGUGACUCCGCCCAUGACCUUACCGAUGGGUGUGGCUAGUAAAUCCUACAUGGUAGAGAUUCAUAUUGAAGUGACGGAUUCAUUGGGUAUCGGUGUACAUCAACGACUUCAAGUCAAAGUACUACCUCCAGAUGAUAGUAAGCUAACUACAGAGCUAACUGCUCUGAGCGAAGGUUCUACAUCGACACUCGAUCUAUAUCUUGAGAAGGGAGACACCCAGUCUGCUACUAAGCUCAUGAAUACUUUAGCUUCAGUUCUUAAUGAGAACACUGAGGCACAGUCAGGAGGAUCAGGACUAGAUGAUGAAGAUGUAACCCAAGAUGCAGAUUGGGUACUACAAAAGAAACACGUGCGAUUCAAACUAGUGGAGAAGCUGUCUGAUAUAAAGAUACUUAACUUGGAUAUAACUAAACAAACAUCAGCUGCUAUGACUCGAGCAAUCUAUAACCCAGAUGAAAUCUCAUUAGAUACUCAGAUUUUAGCAGCGGAUUCGUACUUGAGUAUGAUUGAUAUCUUAAAGGAUGAAUCAAGAGAAGGAACCGGUAUUGAUGUUAUUGAAGACACUUCAAGAAACUUCUACUCAGGAGCGUCAAGUUUGCUUCAAGCAGCAGCAAGGCAAGUACAAACCUUCUAUAAGGAACUAGAAGGUGAUCCUAAAGACUGGGAUAACUUCUGGUACUCUGAAGGAGCUUCUUUUAGUCAUGUGACCUACCCAGAGACUGUAGCUCUGACACUUAGCAAGAGCUCAGAUACAGACGUUGAUUUGAGUGUACCAGAUAUUGAUAUUAUAGAGCAGGAACCAUGGGUGCCGUAUCAACUCCAAACGAGCCGUAAUGUAACCAAGAAAGUCUUUGCCAUAAUUGAUGAAGUGUCUACUACCAUCUUAAGGGCUAAGGUUCCUGGUGAGCUGCCUACGACGAUUCAUACAGAUGCUAUACUCCUUAUGCUUCAACGAGAAAACCUUAGAGACCUCAGCGUAAGAUUCUACCACGUUGAAGACGGUGCUUGGUUUAAGAUACCAUCAGAAGCUAUGGCUGAGAUUGCUGGGUCUUAUGGUCAAGAUGACAUCAGUACACAGGUUUUAAGUUUGUCCAAGAACCCUUACUCCUGGCAUCUAAGUGCAUCUGAAAUCAAGACGUCUGUAAUUGGUCUUAGUCUUAAAGAUGACAAUGGUGAGGAGUUGAUCGUGACUGACCUUUCCUCUAAGAUUGAGAUGUUAAUUCCAAGAGGUGGUGAUAGCUCCAUCCAGUUUGAUUCCAUGAAAGCAUCUAACAUCAAACUUCUCUACAUUCAUUUCAAUGUGACUGAGACUCAUAGUUCCAUUCAUAUUGAUAUCUAUCCUGAUGAGACACUUCAAGAUGUUCCUCUAGAUGCGUUCAUCCGCUAUGGUUUCUACCCUACAUUGGAGGAAUAUGAUCUUAAGAUCACCCUACCCAUCCCAAAGGAACAUCUCUACUCAUCAAUCUUCAACCAAACCCAAAACCUAACAACGAACCCUUAUACAUGGUUCAUUCCUGAGAACAUGCUGUAUGCUGUUGGGGCGUAUUACUUGGGUGUGAGACCUCUAACUGGAGAUGAAGAGGAACGCAGAUCUCAAGGAGGUGGGAAUAAGACUGAUUUAGAGGUUGAGGAGAUUGAAGUAGACAUGAAUGUCAAGAUUUAUACGGCAAGAUGUUUGUACUGGUCAACUGUGUAUGAGCAAUGGUUUCCACAUGGAUGUGAGGUUGGAAGCCUUACUACUGCAUCCUUCACUCACUGUCUUUGCAAUCAUCUAUCAUCAUUCGGAGGAUCUUUCUUUGUUCCUCCAAACCGCCAAGUAUUCAUCCCAGAAGAACAAGUGGAAGUAAUUGACCACACUACAACAUUCAUGAUCUUAUAUGUGAUGGGCGUGGCAUUGGGCGUGUUUCUUAUGGUUCUAGGGUGUGGUCUAGUAGCUGAUUGGAGGUUCUCUAAAAAGCUUUAUGGUGACAUGGAAUUAAAGAAAUGUAGUUACAUUGUGACAUUCUUCACUGGGAUGGAUCUAAACUCAGGAACUACAGCAAAAGUGUAUUGUUGUCUGCAUAGUUCUUCCAUGACUACAGAACCAAUCCAGCUGAAGAAUCCAGAUCAUAUUGCCUUCAAAGGUAGCUGCGUGGAUUCCUUCCUAAUGACUACAAGGACAGAGUUGGGCAAGGUGGAUAGUGUGACUGUAUGGCAUGAUGACCAGGGUUACAGUCCACAAUGGCACCUCAGUCGCAUCUUGGUUCAAAAUGACGUAAGAGGAGAGAGGUUGUACUUUCUCUGCAAUCACGUCUUAGCAUCCUCCAACACUCCAGUAAUAUUCUACCCUGCAUCUCCUGCUCAACUAAACCAAAAACUUCACCUGUUUGAAACUGAACCAAGUUACAGACCUCUGGUGAAACAUUUCCCACUUUGGAAUAUAAUCUCAAGAUCAAUCUUCUCUCAGUUCACACAUACCCAAAGAGUAGCUUCAUUCUUUACUCCAUUUUUCUUGUCUACGUUGACUGUCACUCUCCUGAAGUGGCUUCAAGGUACGUCAAAUGAAGGAAGUGUAUCCCUAAACUUGGACAUGAGUAAUAUUAUGAUUGGAAUAGAAGCUGGGGCAGUGGCUCUUCUUGUCUACUACCUCCUAGUCUAUGUCUUCAGUGUCUGCAGGCGUCGACCAACUGGUAACAAGACAGCUUCCAAGAGAAGUAAGGAAUCAUCUGUGACUACCUCUGACGCUGUCAAUGUGAAGAAACAAAAAAGUAGACGGUUUCGGCUGGCAAAGAAAACAAGGUCACUUGAAGAAGUCAAAGUUGACAUUCCUGUCAAAGUUGACAAACAAGUUCAAGACCUUGGUGCGUUGUCGAUGAAGAGUAGAAGUUCAGAUAAGAUGGUGACCGAAGCUGGCUCAGCUCUUGCUGCUGCAGUAGGCAUUCCAAGAAUAAUGUCCUCAUCUAGUUGGGAAUCUGAAGAUUGGUCUGAUUAUGAUGAUACUUUUGAAGAUGCUCCUUCUCCUCAUAACAUCAAUCAGAAUGCUAACUGGCCAUCUUGGGAAGAGUACAUGAAAGACACAAACCAAAACCAGAAUGCUAAUCCUGAAGGAGAUUCAGAUGCAGGAACUCUGCAGUUUGCCUGCAAGACAAACAGUGGUCAUUCAAGAUGGUCUCUAUCUAGACAUGGAAAAAGCACAAGCCCAAAGGAUUCCCAAGAUGGUGACCACAAUGAGCCUACCAAACUUCAUAAACGGGGACAUGGGGGAGGGAACGGGCAGCAUUUGUUAGUGGGUAAAAACCCUAAUAUAAAUCAAAAUGCCCAAACUGGUACCCCAAGCCCAGGCAGCAGUCUAAAGAAACCCGCUCAAACUCUUGGUAGAGCUGAUGAACACAAAAGACAAAGUCACUCUCAAAAACCUGGUUUCUCCAAGAGGGUGUUCAACCAGCCUGAGGAUGAGUCUCAAGGAGAAAGGAAGUCGACUUGCUGCAGACAACGGACAAACAGACAGUACUGCCUCCCUUGGUGGUCCUCUAUUAUCAUCUGGUUUAUAAUGUUACUAUCAAUUAGUGGAUCAGUUGCUCUAACAGUCUAUCUAACCAUGGACUACACCCUUGGGAAGGCCAUCAACUGGCUUCUACCUGUCAUGAUCGCCUUUGCACAAAAUCUGUUCCUGAUUCAACCCAUUCUUGCAUUUCUUAGUGCCAUUUUUGAAUCCUUUGUUAAACGGGACUGUUUGACGAGAGCAUCUAUUGCAUAUGAAGCAACAACAUCUAGCUUUAAACGUAAAACUAGUCCUUACAUCAAAAUGGAGAAGAAUGACAUUCAACAAAAUACAAGUCGUAUAAUGAGAAGUCAUCAGCUAGGCAAACACCAAGAGUCUUCAGGAGCUCGCAGCAACAUCAAGAAAGCUAUUAAGAAACAUGCUGGUAUGCUGUUCUUGGCACUGGUAGUCUUCUUAGCACAUGGGAAGAGAGAUGUCAGUCACUUCUACAUGACGUCUACAACUAAAGAUAUGUUCAUCAAUGGUGCCCAGAGAAGGACUAUGUCUUUUAUUAAGGUACACACUGCUGAUCAGUUCUGGCAAUGGUCAAAUGAAACCUUCCUGCCUGGACUAGCACCAAUCAUGACCGCUGAGAGGAAUUAUCAAUAUCUACAGCUGAUUGGGACUCCUAGACUAAGACAGCUUAGAGUUAAUCAGACUGUGGCAGAUACCUGUCGAGACACCAUAAUUGGAGACGUUCCCCUAAGCUCCUGGCCUCCAUGCAGCUCUUCCUACACCCCUCUCAAUGAAGACACAUCACAAUACCUCAACUCCUGGCAACUGACUAGUCCAGACAUCUCCCCUGCUCUUCAGCCAUCUGGUUACCGCUUCUACACAUCCGAAGAGCUACUGGGUGCACCUUAUGUUGGUAAGUAUGCCACCUAUCACGGUGGUGGUUACACCGCUGAUCUGGUUAGAGAUUACCUCAAGGUCGUUGAGAUGUUUCAGUCUCUGGAAGCCAGCCAGUGGAUCGAUGAAUACACACGAGCAGUGUUUGUGGAGUUUUUACUUCUAAAUGUGCAGCUAAACCUGACGAGUGUUGUGAGACUUGUAUUGGAGGUCUUACCCACUGGUUAUCAAGAACCUGUUGUGUGUGUAGGGUUAGUCAAUGUUGGUGAGUCCUCAUAUUGGUUAGGGAUGAUGUAUCUUGGUGGUUUAGGACUCCUUGGUCUCUCAGUGUAUGCCAUGAUAUUUACUGAAGCUCACUGUAUGUUACGAUGGGGUCGGACUUACUAUACUUCUAUGAGACAUCUUGUUGGUUUCCUUAACUUCAUCGUUGGGCUGCUCACUGUUGCAUUGAUGGGUUACCAAUUAAUGACUACCAGUCAAGGAAUGGUAUCCAGUCCAUCAUUUGGAGCUUUUAUUACAGUUCAGUCGAUGCAGUAUUAUGUAACAACCCUUAGUGGUGUCUUAGUCUUCACAACGAUGAUGAAAGUACUCUUUCAACUUAAGUGUCAUCAACGGAUCUCUCUUCUUCUCUACUCCUGUGAGACAUCGUUCCAGCAAGUCUUGAAGUCUGUUGUGAUGUUCAUCGCUAUGUUGAUGACGUUUGUCUUCACAGGUUGGACUUUAUACAGUGGUCAUUUGGGAGAUUUCCAUAGCCUUCCAAGGAGUGCUGUUACCUUGAUUAACAUCUUCAUCGGUGGGUUAACUGUGGAGACGAAUCAACAGAGAACCUUCCCAGUCUUCAUUAUGGUCUUCUUGACAUUCUUUGGAUUUAGCGUCUUGCUCUUUAUUACCGUUAUCAUCCUUCAGACGUAUAAAUCAUCUCGCUUCUAUAAGAUAAUGUCUCAGUUUGUUAGUACAGGAUGCUUAACAAGAUAUGUCUGCAUUCUUAAACAUCGUCUUAUAGUGAAGAAGACACAUCGUAAAAUGGAGGUAAGGAGAUAUAUAAUCCUGCGACAGUCUCGGGCUUUGAGAAAUCGUCUGCCAGUUAUUCCUCCAAUGCUUGCCAUUAAACAAAUUGAAGAUCGAGUGGAGAGAUUGUUAGAGAGCGCAAAGUCUGACAAUGAGGUUUUGUUUAGUGAUACUAAGAUGCUGUCUAGAGUUAUUGUAAGAGAGUACAAUCUCCUUAAGGCACUGAAGAAAACAGGAUCUCUCAAGUAAAACACAUCCUUCUUAAGUAAAACACCUUCUCCCCACAGGGAACAAACAAUUAAUAUAAUUGUGUUUAGACUUUGAACAAUUUUGCUUGACCUAUUAUUCAUCAAUAAUUGUUUUUUCAACUUGAACAACAGUAUGAAAACAAAUAGAUGAAUACUUAAUUAACACCUCUUGCGUAUUAAAGCAAUCAAGAAACUAAUGCUGAUGUGUCCAGUAGGUGAUGUCUGACGUAUUGUUAGUUAUGUAUGUGCAAAGCGGUAUGUUCACAAUGACCUUACAAUGGUACAAGAUGAUACCAUUUGCAAUCGGUCAACCAAAUAUAUUUGUUUUACUAAACAUUUUAAAAACUUUUUGUAUGUCAAAGUUUGAAUUAGAUUGCCAUAUUCCUGUGGGAUUAUUUGAGCCUUCUGGAUUAGUUGUUAAAUUUUAGAAAAUGAUUCAAAGUUGACACCGUCUGAAACAUAAAUAGACUUUACAAAAUUUACAAAUAGAUUCCAUCUUGAUCCAUCUUAAAAUGUUGUUCAUUUGGUUAGGAAUCAGCUCUGCUGCCCUCUAUAAUUUGUCCUAUUCCAAACAAUCCAGGGAACAAUUUCACGGAUUAGCUUAAACAAAAUAUUGCUGAACAAGAAACCAGUC
This is a messenger RNA of Asterias rubens (European starfish), 13635 nucleotides long. RefSeq lists its product as uncharacterized. The transcript has 28 exons. Gene Ontology annotation, molecular function: protein binding. The coding region runs from base 1 to 13002 and encodes 4333 amino acids. NCBI's taxonomy places the organism in Eukaryota, Metazoa, Echinodermata, Asteroidea, Forcipulatida, Asteriidae. The record is from RefSeq and is a predicted model, not a curated record.